Molecule: messenger RNA, 336 nt
Organism: Bufo bufo (common toad)
Lineage: Eukaryota; Metazoa; Chordata; Amphibia; Anura; Bufonidae
Gene: RPRML
Product: reprimo like
Exons: 1
Coding region: 1-336 (111 amino acids)
Source: RefSeq, a predicted model, not a curated record
AUGAAUGGGACUUUCUUUAACCAGACUGUCCUGGAUCAAGGGUCUUACAACAACUCAUCCCAGGGACUUGGAUCUUUGAUUGGAUGUUGCAAUGGGACCAGGGCAGUCAUCACAAAUGAUGGGGGCUCUCUUGUCCUAACUCCAGAUGAGAGAAGCAUGUUCAUCACCAGGGUGGUCCAGAUAGCUGUCCUGUGUGUCCUGUCCCUCACAGUCAUAUUUGGCAUAUUCUUCCUUGGUUGCAACUUGCUCAUCAAGUCUGAAAGUAUGAUAAAUUUCUUGGUGAAGGACAGAAGGCCAUCAAAAGAUGUCGGCGCUGUGAUUCUGGGUCUCUACUGA